GUAAAUCGGUCCAGUGAUCAAAGCAACACCGGCGUGCAAAGCGCGUUUCCCAAGCUAGCAUUAGUACGCCCUCAUUAAUUUUUGUCAAAAAUAGCGUGUUGUAGGGGUGGACUGGCAGGUGCAGAAAGACAUAGACGUCAUCUCAUACUCACAUGAACUUGACAGCAGUUAACCCUCCCACCACAUAUCAUCGAUUACGUAGCGCCCGCAGCUAGGGAAGUAGUGUCGUUUCUAAAUAAACACGGUAAUUAUCCCUCUCUUACUUUCCCAAGGCCAAGACCCCUCGGCAUUGUCUUCAGUGCCAUUCAUCUGCUUCAUCUGCAUCGGGUAUUAUCCGUAUUAAGACGACUAACUAUGGCUACUGCUGGCGAUCAAUAUGACUUCCGAACGGGGAAUAUCUGGAACUUCGCGAAUCGCGACGACAUACAGCAAGUCAAGCGGUUGGUUGGAAGUGCCACUAGAAGGGGCGCAGCCGGCAGAAGUGCCGGCGACCCAAUGAAGACAAACGGCGAUGAACUUCUAGUAGGAAAUUAUGAGGAAGGCGAUGCACGAAGGGGAGCAGGAGUUCGGUCUGGGAGAAGUUCUGAAGAAAAGAAAAGCAGCGUUGGCAAAAGUCAAGCCAGUGACGAUGGUGCUCCACCUGUCGGCGAGGACACGAACACAAGUUUUCAGAACUACACCGAAUUCGGGCUAGGACCCGAGUCCCUGUCCCCGCAACUCACUACAGCCGUGGAGGCUAGGAGAGAGCAAGACAGUGCUUCGUGCUACUUUUCGUCCGAGGUAUCUCCAGAGCUGCGCAACAAAGUGGGGUGGACGCCGCUCCACGCAGCGGCCCAUGGAGGAGCGCUCCGCGUGCUAUCGUGGCUUCUGUAUACGUGUCGCGUCGAACGAAAUCCGCAGUGUAACGCAGGCCGAACGCCCCUGAUGGAUGCGGCUCGGACGGGUAACUUUCACGCCGUGAAACUGCUACUGAAGGCGAAAGCGGACGCUCUGGCGGAAGACAACCAGCAGCGAACGGCGUUGCACUACGCCGCUAAAGAUCGAGCCACGCGCGACCUCCUGGCUGCCAAAAUGACACAGAAAAACACUGGCCCUAUCAGCGAAAGUCAAAAUGUGUUUUUACCAGGCACAGGAGAUGAUGUUGUCAGGAAGAAUGCCCACGCAAGAGCGGGCGGCCAGAUAGACAACAGUCCGGCGGCGGGCAGAAAAGCGCAGCGCAAGAAAAAGUUUGGCCGCAAUGUCGUCAGUUCGGAGGACGACGAACAAGGCAAAGCUACGGGUAAGAUCGUAAAAUAGAUACAAAUACAAUAGAGAUGCGCCCCUGCAUAUGGUUAAGAAAGCUUUUUUCUCGCAUAAAACUAAAUUAAAAUUCGCUUCAGAUGCGCGUUUUGCUUUUGAAAUAAGUAAGUAAAAGAAAUGCGCGCGACCUGCAGACAUUUUCAUUUUCACAUCUCUGGAAGAAAAAUAGAAAAAGAAGUUGCGAUUUCGCAAAAUAGAAAUGCAGUAUGCAGAAAAGCAAGCACGAUGCAGGAAUGAGCAUCAGCAUUCUUUUGAGUUACAGUGUGAUUUUAGACCGGCACUCUUGCCGUCGGAGAAAGGAAUCGAAUUUUCCGG
Messenger RNA from Amoebophrya sp. A120, 1614 nucleotides. Lineage: Eukaryota; Dinophyceae; Syndiniales; Amoebophryaceae. The record is from the annotation of a GenBank genome assembly.